AUGGAGGUGCUCGGUUGGAGGCUGGUGAUCUACAAGCCGCCCCAUUGGAAGGUGGAGUUGCCACCCAAAGGAUCCUCACAGGAAGGCUUGCAUCUACCAAGCUGGCUGAAGGAGAAGGUAACAAGCAUCGACCCAAAGCUGUUCGAAGAAGAGUCAAACCCAGCUCUCUCCGGGACAGGCUUUGGUCCUCUUUCACAUCGUAUUGACCAGGAGACCAGUGGGCCCUUGUUGGCGGCAAAGACUGCUGCUGCUCAGCGGCAUUUGCGUGCUCAGUUUCACAAGACAGAGAUCUCCAAGCGCUAUGUAUGUCUCGUUCAUGGCCACGUGUCGUCUCCCGAUGGCACGGUGGAUGCGAGCAUUCGUACUCUGAGAACGGAUGCGACCACCAGGUCCGAAAUUUCCAGUGCAGGCGACUGGGCAGAGACUCGAUAUCAGCUCAUAGCAAGCUGGCAGCACCUGGGACACCCGCUUGUCUCAGAUGAUAAAUAUGGUGAUGCUGGGCAGUUAGACAAGGACCGAAGCUGGUGCCCCCGGCUAUUUCUGCACUCCUUCCGCCUCUGCUUCCGCGACUUGAGGAACGAAUCUCAAGAAGUCAUUUGUCCUUUACCUCCGGACUUGAAGGCAGCGCUUGUUAAGCUUGGUGCUGCGAGUGCAGACGGCCAUGCUUUGGAUCUUUUGUUUGGAGAGACAUCUUGGCAACGAGAGAUUUUCCGGCCUCCUCUCUCGGCUUGGCGGCCUGGCACCGAGGUGCAGCGGCAUUUGAUUUCUCUGCUGACGGGCAAAGAUGAGUUUGGGCCACUAUCCCUGACCGAGAUAAACGAGGAUGCGCAUCUGAAGAGGCUUCUUGCAAAAGAACAUCUGACUUGCAUCAACAAGGCUUGGAUGGCAAAGAACUGGGAUGUUUUCGAAGCCCUCCCCUCGCCAGACGGCGGUCUCAAAGUGCGGCUCCGGCCCUUGGCCGAGGCGGCCGAGGCGGCGGAGGGCUCCAACGAGCGGCAACUCGAGCAGCAGAUCGAGGCUGCCCGUUCUGAAUGUGAAGAGCUACAGCGGUUGAAGCAGCGUGCGAUUGCUGAAGAACAGUAUCUCAAGGCUGCAGAGAUCAAGCGUCGGUUUGAAGCGGUCUCCGCCGAACUGGGCUCCUUGCUUACCCUUUGCGAGGACGAAAGUAUCGCUGACGAAGCAUCCAACACUGAAGGAGGCCGCGCCUCCGCUGCCAGGACAAAGAUCAAGGCCUUCGAGCAAGACGUGCAUGACGAGGCUUUAUUUCCAUCUCUGGCGCCAGCACCAAAAGGUGCUCUUGCAGUGAACUCUUCGGUCACAUGUCGCACCACGGGCUCUGAGCUUCUGCAGCGGCGGGCUAGAAACGCCAGAAUCACGGAGGCUGAGGCCAGAUUGGUUUCGUCCUCACUAUGCAGCCAAGCACACUGUGCAGUUCCUGCAGGUGAGACAUGGCUGUUGGACGUGUCUUUGGAUGUUGAAACUCUGACCAUUUAUGGAAUUCUCAAAUGGGAUCAGAGCAAGGCUGACAUUGAGCUUCGCGCUAGCUACAUUCUGGUUGAAGCUGGAGGCCAGCUCAUGAUUGGAAGUGUGGCAUCGCCCAUGGAGCUCCCUGCAACCGUGUACAUCACAAAUGGGCCUCAUCGCCAUCCAAAGCUGGGCCGGCGUUUUCUCGGUGGCUUUGGAAUCAUCGAGAUCCACGGGCGACCCCUCAGACGAACCUGGAGCCUCUUGAGCCAGACAGUGGCACCUGGACAGCGAGUCCUUCAAUUGAAGCACGACCCAGCGGAUAUGGGAUGGCAGCCUGGGGAUCGAAUCGGCUUGGCCACGACUAGCCGUGGUCAAUCUACCGUCCACCACAUAGCAAGCCUUGCAAGCAAACAGCUGACCUUGUUGGAGCCUGUGGAAGAUGAGCAUUGGGGUGGGCACAAAGAGAUCGCAGGCAGAAGCUUUGAGCUUGCUGCAGAAGUGGUCAACUUGGAGCGGACUGUUCUGAUUACUGGAGACCAUGAGGAUAUCGAAGUGUCGAUGGAGGGCUUGCACACCAUACAAGCGGGAGGAUCCGGCUAUAUGGACCUUCGAUAUUCCAGGGUCGAGUAUUGUGGUCAAAGACCAGUCAUGGGUCGCUACUGUCUGCAUUUCCACUUGAUGAAGAAGUGUCCACGCUGCGUCUUUCAGGGCAAUGCCGUUGUUGAUGGAGAGCAUGUUGGAAUCACCGUUCAUGGAACCCAUUAUUCCGUGGUUGAUCAAAAUGUCAUCUGGGACGUGAAGGCAAACGCCUUGUACAUUGAGGAUGGCAACGAGCUUCAUAACACUAUCAAACAAAAUGUGGCCAUAUGCACAAACCUGCGGAAGUGUGCAGUGGAUUGGGUAAGCGGCGUGGCUGUGCAGACUGCAGGGCUUUUCAUGAUCGGCAUGACAAAUAACAUACUGGAGAAUCGGAUUGUCGGCUACGAGAACGGUAUUUGGACACCAGGCUCGUUUAGGGGCACAGGACAUGGCUUGGCCCAAGGAAGGACCUGCCCGCAAUUUUAUCCUUUUGGCGAGUGGCGGGGGAACACCUGCCAUGACUGUAACAGAUUUGGCUUAUAUCUUGAUCAUCAGUACCCGAGGGCCGUAAAGGUUGAUGAUGAUGGAUUCCUGCUUGACAAGGAGAGCUGCAAGUGGUUCACCAGAAGCGGUGACGACAAUGGAGUUGUCAAUGAGAUCCGGGAUGAAGUUAACUGGCAUAACACAUAUGUCGGUCAGUAUGCCAUUGGUGACAUUCAGUUCAUAAACUUCACAAGCAUCAACAAUGGCCAUGCAAUGUACUGGAAGCAAGGGAAGAAUUUCGCCGACAAGCGUCCAUGGCAUGUGCUGGACUCUACUUUUGCAAACGAUGCCUCAGACAGGUUUGGCAUACUUCAAUUCCUGGGUCCUUCUGGCCCGUUCGCGUUUGGCAUGAAGAACUGUGUGUUUCUGGGUAGUGGUCCGCCUGGGAUUGCUGCUAUAGCAGCUGGACAGCACUGUGGCUUGUUGGGAGGUGCUGGGCCUUGCAAUGUACAGUAUUUGCUGGAGAACGUUGACUUCUCGCGGAUGUGGGCUCAGCAGCCUCGACUGGCAUUUGGUGCGAACACUGACGCUGCUCAAGCGGCAGUUUUGCCUGUCUUCCUUGCCAAGGAUGGAUCGCUAGGAGGCUUUCGCAGCAUAACCAGUCCACACUUCGAUGGAUUUCGGGCAAGCGGUUGUAGAGAAUUGGACGCCACAUGGGCCAAGCACGGCGCUUUGGGCUGCGAUGGGAUGAUACGUCGGCUGAAUAUAUGGGGUCAAGGUGCUGGCAGAAUGCAGAUUGCUGGACUUGGCUACGGAGUUGCACCUGAUUGGUCUUUUCCAGCAGAAGGACGCAAUGCCGGGGAGCUGCCUUUCGAUGCAGCACACAUGGCUUAUGGUACCCUUGUUUUUGGCGAGGAAAAGUAUGUCCUAACAGCUUCAUGGAUUGAAGACAUGAUUCUGGAAUUUUCUGAUCCAGUCCUGGCAGCAUACUUUCAGAUGGACUUGGCCAUUGAGGUGGAUGCUGGUGGAGGUGAGUGCGUACUCAGAGAGUCGGACAACCGCAGGUUCAUCUGUGACAUGGGUGAAUUUGGAGGGAUAUGUGAUUUUCGCACUGCUGCUAACCAGCACGUCAUCAUGGGGGGGCGCCUCAAAUGUGCUGGAAGCGCGGUGCCCUCUCCAGUCCCUGUGCCAAGUCCAUCCCCAAGCCCAGUGCCGAGACCGAGUCCAAGCAGCCGGCCAGCUCCCGUAAACUUCCCUCCCCUCAGCGGAAGUUCAUCAGGAUGGAUCCUACACCUCAGCCUGAACUGCUGGGAGAAACAUGGUGCUGUGUCACUGCCAGGUGCAGACCCACUUCCCGGAACUUUCACGAUUGAAAGCUGCCGCAGACAGUGUGAAAAAAUGGCAGCCUGCGAGGCUGCUGUUGUGCGGCAUGGCUGGGAUGAUGGAAGUAGUCCUUGUUUUUUGCGCCAGAGCGUAUCUCUUCCAAAUUGUCGUGAUUAUGCAGAUUUCGAUUUGUGGCAGAUCCAGAGAGUGGUGACAACGACUACCGAACCGGCUGGAUCAUCAACAACCGCCUCCACAACCCCUCUCAACUUCUUUGGGGGAGUUGAUGGAGGCAAGGACAGAGCUUGUCGUGGAGCUUUCCCAGCGGAUAAUAGUCCAGACUACUAUGUACUGCAGCGCGGUGUGAGGGGUCUGGAUGGCUGCAAAGAAAUUUGCAUCAUCGAUAGUUUGUGCCAGGGUGUUGAGUAUAGCGCUGGCAGAUGUGAACUUUGGACGCGGCCUGGUGGCAUUCAAGCAUCUAUAGCUCUCCCCGGCUUUACUUGCUUGCGCUUUGGUGGAGCCCCAACGACAACUCCUUUUCCAAAGCCAUUUCUUCCCUUAGAUGGUGGCACAGACAGAGCUUGCAGAGGAAGGUCUGCAACUGACAACUCUCCAAAUUACUACAUUCUCGUAAGUGGCAGGCUUGAUCUCAACCAGUGCAAGGCCAGAUGUGCCGCCACAGACACUUGCAAUGGCAUUGAGCACAGCAACCGCGGCCGAUGUGAGCUUUGGACACGAGCUGGUGGCAUCCAGGCGACAGCCGCAGUCAGUGGAUACACAUGCUGGCGUUUCGAUCAGGGUCUUCAGUGGAUUCUCAUGGAAGGCCGGAACUGCUAUGACAGCCAUGGUGCCAGUUCUCUGCAGAGCAUUGCAGAGUCUGUGCCAGUUGAAGCGUGCAAAGAAGCAUGCAUGCAGCUUAAGACAUGUGAGGGGGUUGUCGUGAGAUCUGGCUGGAAUGAGAGCCCCUGCUGGUUGUACUCGAACAUAGACCUCGAAAGCUGUCUGACGGUUUUGGACUACGACUUUUGGCAUUGGACACAAUGA
Symbiodinium pilosum is the source of this 4896-nucleotide messenger RNA. The record is from the annotation of a GenBank genome assembly. NCBI's taxonomy places the organism in Eukaryota, Dinophyceae, Suessiales, Symbiodiniaceae.